AAGGUAAUGGACUUUGUCCUUUGAACUUUGCAUACAAGAAAGUUAAACGACUGCUGCUUACCAAAAAUACAGAGAUCUAGCAAGACUAGUCAAGAAUCAAGGUCUAAGUUGACUAAGAUCAAUCAAGCUUGAGAAAUUAUUUACUAAACCUUUCAGGCCUAACUUAACAGUAUAAUAUACAGUAUAGAGUAAGUUGAAGUGAAAUAGAAUGUCAAGAUUUUAUCAGGCUUAUAAAAUUAGUAAGUUGCAGUAUCAUGCUUUCAAAAAACUUCAGGGAGCUUUUUUUUCAACUCAUUUGCGUUUCAUGGCUGCAACAGCUACCUCAUCUGUUAAAAAUUCCCAAGAAUCCAAAUCUUUUGGACUUAAUUUAUUUAGAGGCCAGUUUUCAGCAGAACAAGUCUUUCCUUUCCCAGAAGUUUUAACUGCUGAACAAAAGCAAACUCUGCAGGAGCUGGUUGAUCCUUGUGCAAGAUUUUUUGAGGAGCACAAUGAUGCAAUGAAAAAUGAAGCAUUAGAAAAAGUUGAAGAUUCCACAAUGCAAGGUCUGAGAGAAAUGGGUGCUUUUGGUCUGCAAGUGCCCACAGAAUUAGGAGGACUCGGAUUAACAAACACGCAGUAUGCAAGACUUGUUGAAGUUGUUGGUGCCCAUGAUCUUGGUGUUGGAAUCACUUUAGGAGCACAUCAGUCUAUUGGGUUCAAAGGAAUUUUGCUCUUUGGCAGCCAAAUACAGAAAGAAAAAUAUCUACCAGAUUUAGCUUCAGGAAAUAAAAUUGCAGCAUUUUGUUUAACAGAAUCAACCAGUGGUUCUGAUGCUAGUUCUAUUCGAACUAGAGCCGUGCCUACAGAGGAUGGUAAACAUUAUGUUCUAAAUGGAAGUAAAAUAUGGAUAAGUAAUGGUGGAUUGGCUGAUGUUUUCACUGUUUUUGCACAGUGUCCUGUUCAAGAUUCAAAAACAGGAGAAACUAAAGACAAAGUUACAGCUUUCAUAGUGGAAAGAGAUUUUGGUGGAGUUACAAGCGGACCACCGGAGAAAAAAAUGGGUAUAAAGGCUUCCAAUACAGCAGAGCUUUAUUUUGAGGAUGUUAAAAUUCCCUCUGAAAAUGUCCUUGGUGGUAUUGGUGGAGGAUUUAAAGUGGCUAUGAAUAUUUUAAAUAAUGGACGGUUUGGCAUGGCAGCAGCACUGUCUGGCACUAUGAGGUUUUGCAUUAAAAAAGCUGUUGACCAUGCUGCAAGUAGAAGCCAGUUUGGUAGGAAAAUAGAAUCGUAUGGUGCUAUCCAAGAGAAAAUAUCAAGAAUGACUACUAUGCAAUAUGUCGCAGAGUCAAUGGCAUACAUGAUUUCUGCUAACAUGGACCAAGGAUCACAUGAAUUUCAGAUUGAGGCAGCUAUCAGCAAAAUCUUUGCUUCUGAAGCAGCUUGGUUUUGUGCAGAUGAAGCUAUUCAAGUUCUUGGAGGAAUGGGUUACAUGAAGGAUUGUGGCCUUGAAAAAGUCUUACGAGAUUUGAGAAUUUUUCGUAUUUUUGAGGGUACAAAUGACAUUCUAAGAUUGUUCAUUUCACUCACAGGAAUUCAGUUUGCUGGUAGUCAACUUAAAGAGCUUCAAAAAGCUCUUUCGAACCCAGCUUCCAAUUUAGGCCUUCUUGUUGAAGCUGGAGCCAAGAGAGCAAAAAGAUUGGUUGGAAUAGCACCUGGAAAUGUAUCAUUUAGCAAGUAUGUUCAUUCAGAUUUAGCUCUUGCUGGUGAAAAGACUGCAAAAUCUAUUAAUGCUUUUGGAGAAACUGUGGAAGAUUUGUUGAUUCAGUACAACAAGAAAAUUAUUGAUGAACAAUUCAUUUUAAAAAGAUUAGCAGAUGCAGCAAUAGACAUUUAUGGAAUGGUUUCAGUUCUCUCCAGGGCAACGCGUAGCCUAAAUAAUAACUACAUCUCUGCAAAACAUGAAGCAUUGAUUUGUAGUGUUUGGUGUCAUGAGGCUGCUGAUCGUGUUAAAGUUAAUCUUCAUCAGACAACAGACACCACCUCUAAAAAGAAUUUUGACAACUUAGCAAUAAUUUCUAAAGAGGUUGUAGGUGCCGGAGGACCUUUUCAUAGGCAUGCUUUAGGGUUUUGAUUACGGCUAUUUUAUUUAAAACCAUGUUUACUAAAAUAAAAUUCCAAUUAUAUUGUAUUUAUUUUAAUGUAUCUAUGUAAUUCAAUAUACAGUGGUACCUCUAGAUACAAAUUUAAUUCAUUACAUAAUGUUGCUCGUAUGUCAAUGUUUGUAUCUUAAAGUUAAAGCAAUUUUUUUAAAUGAGUUUAAAUGCCAUAAAUCCAUUUCAGCUCACUAAUGCCACGCCAGAUGUUUUUGCUAAGUAUUUUAAUAACAAAAAUGUUUUUAUAAAUAACAAAUGGUGUGUAAAAGUAAAAGCAUAAUAGAGGUGAAUGUAAAGAAAUGAACUGGUUUUAUAAACUAAAGUGUAUAUUCUUUGGAAAUCAGCCGAUUUGAGCUGAUUGGUCUGGCAGAGGUUAAGGUGGGGGAGAUCGGUGGAGAAGUUUUAGUUACAGUCUUAAAGGUACACUUUAUCCCUAAACUUAAUGGAACUUAACUAAAAUCCAUUAAACAAAGUUGAACUUAAA
Physella acuta is the source of this 2613-nucleotide messenger RNA. RefSeq names its product very long-chain specific acyl-CoA dehydrogenase, mitochondrial. The record is from RefSeq and is a predicted model, not a curated record. Gene Ontology annotation, molecular function: very-long-chain fatty acyl-CoA dehydrogenase activity; fatty-acyl-CoA binding; flavin adenine dinucleotide binding. Lineage: Eukaryota; Metazoa; Mollusca; Gastropoda; Physidae.